AUGGACCUGUCCCCCAGUCACCGCCAUCGUCAAACUCCAUCUGGCCCUCGGCACCCGCAAAGUCUCACAGAAGCGCAGAUGCCUCGUACCUCGCAAUCCGCCUAUAUUGCGACACCGACCCAAGAGGAAGGCUAUCCAGAGAUGGUGCAGAUAUCGAACAGGUCCGCACUCGUGCCCUCGACCUCUAUGCGGCAUUCACGGUCUCGCCAAACUGCACCUGCAUCUCAUCAUAGCGCUCAACCAACAGUGCGAGCGGUACCGGAAGCCGAAAGCGCAAUUGCAGUCAAUUAUCAUCCCCCAUCAUCACCAGCACUGUCGAGGCCCAGAUACACGAGCUAUCCCGAUCGCGAUUAUCCACAUGCGCCUCCGCCUGCACGUCACCGAAGUCGAAGCCCAGCGAACAGUCCUCCUCCAGCUUCUCGAAUGGAGGCCCAAUCCACCACGACCAGCCACUCGCACCGCCAACCACCAUCUACUACAUCAACCAGCCAACAGCAGCGCCGAACGGAGUCUUCGCACACGAGAACCCCAUUCCAGCCGGCGCAAGCCUACCACGGACAGCGCCAACAAGAUCCACAUCGUCUCCUUCCUACAACAGGCGGUGCCCCUCGCUGCUUCAGCUUCGAGCUCGCUCCUGCCAACAACGAGUUCGUAUACACACCUCCACGCACGUCCGAUAACGAGAUCAUCUCGUCGGACCAGAAUCGCCGACCACAAUUCAGACCAGUCCUUCGAUCAGUGCCCGACACGGUUCGCGACGUGUCAGCAGACCACCUCGCCCUGAUAUUUGCGCGACCGGCUGCAUUUGACGAGUCGCGGAGGGUGCCAGAGAAUCUGCCUGAGGACCCAAAUAUCAGGCAGGAGUUUGCGGAGGGCUUCAUCUACGAGACUGGAGUGGACUACGAGACUGUGGAGGGGAACAUUCCGAGCAGUCCGCCGGUGUUUGACCAGUACAUGCUGUUUGAGGAGGGCCGGAUGGAGACUGAUGAGGGACACAGUACCACUCGGCGAGUCUCUGAGGAUGAUGCUGGCGACUUCAGCCAGGUCGAGAUGCCAGGGAUGUGGCGGUGA
Zasmidium cellare ATCC 36951 is the source of this 1071-nucleotide messenger RNA. RefSeq lists its product as uncharacterized. The transcript has a single exon. The record is from RefSeq and is a predicted model, not a curated record. The coding region runs from base 1 to 1071 and encodes 356 amino acids. NCBI's taxonomy places the organism in Eukaryota, Fungi, Ascomycota, Dothideomycetes, Mycosphaerellales, Mycosphaerellaceae.